Molecule: messenger RNA, 2697 nt
Organism: Aureobasidium vineae
Lineage: Eukaryota; Fungi; Ascomycota; Dothideomycetes; Dothideales; Saccotheciaceae
Source: the annotation of a GenBank genome assembly
CUCCCAUACCCUUCUCUCACCACAACACGCGCUUUCAACAUGGCUUCCCAACCCAACGAGCAGCAAUGGAAUGCUGUCAAGGUCCGAAGCACUUUUAUUGACUAUUUCGUCAAGAAGAGGGGCCACACCUUUGNNACAUUCUUCGAGAUGUUGGGUAACUGGAGUUUUGGCGACUACUUCAAGAAGGAAGCUAUUGCUUGGUCAUGGGAACUCCUCACCAAGGAGUUCGGUCUUGAUCCUGCCAGAAUGUACGUCACCUACUUCGAGGGUGACAAGGCUGGCGGUCUGGAGCCCGAUCUCGAGGCCAAGGAGCUCUGGAAAUCAGUCGGUGUCCCCGAGGACCACAUCCUUCCUGGUAACAUGAAGGACAACUUCUGGGAGAUGGGUGACCAGGGCCCUUGUGGUCCUUGCAGUGAAAUCCACUACGACAGAAUUGGAGGCCGCAAUGCCGCACAUCUCGUCAACAUGGACGACCCUAACGUUCUGGAGAUCUGGAACAACGUUUUCAUCCAAUACAACCGCGAAUCCGACAAGUCACUGCGAUCCCUGCCUAACAAGCACGUCGACACUGGUAUGGGCUUCGAGCGUUUGGUGAGUAUCUUGCAAGAUAAGCCUUCCAACUACGACACCGAUGUUUUCACUCCUCUCUUCGACCGUAUCCAAGAAAUCACUGGUGUCCGCAACUACGAGGGCAAGUUUGGCAGCGAGGAUGCCGACGGUGUUGACACUGCCUACCGUGUUGUCGCUGAUCACGUAAGACUUCUUACCUUCGCCAUCACUGACGGUGGUAUCCCUAACAACAUGGGACGUGGUUAUGUCGUUCGCAGAGUUCUGCGCAGAGGUGCCCGUUAUGCUCGCAAGUACCUGAACACAGAUAUUGGUGACUUCUUCUCAAAGAUUGUCCCAACACUGGUCGCCCAGAUGGGUGAUAUGUUCCCCGAGAUCAAGAAGAAGGAGCAAGACGUCAAGGAGAUCCUCAACGAGGAAGAGCUCUCAUUCGCCAAGACUCUCGACCGUGGUGAGGCCAUGUUCGAGAAGUACGCUCAGCAGUGCAAGGACAACAACACCAAGUCACUUUCUGGUUCUGAUGUCUGGCGUCUGUACGAUACUUACGGUUUCCCCGUCGAUCUUACCCAGCUCAUGGCAGAGGAGCGUGGCCUCACUAUCAACGAGGAGGAAGUCAACGCUGCUCAGGCCAAGGCUAAGGAGGCUAGCAAGGGCGAGAAGAAGGCUGGCGCCGAUUUGGUCAAGCUUGACGUCCACGACUUGGGCAAGCUCGACACCAUGACCGAGGUUAGCAAGACCGACGAUGAGCCCAAGUUCGGUCGUGGCAACAUCAACGCUACUGUCAAGGCUAUCUACUACAACAAGCAAUUCCUGUCGAGCACCUCCGAGGUCCCCGAGGGCGAGCAGUUUGGUGUCAUUCUUGACAAGACCAACUUCUACGCCGAGCAGGGUGGUCAAGAGAACGACACUGGUAAGAUUCUGAUUGACGGUGAAGCCGAGUUGGAUGUUCAGAACGUUCAAAGCUAUGCCGGCUACGUUCUUCAUACCGGCUACAUGACUUAUGGUACUUUCAAGACUGGCGACUCCGUCAUUUGCGAGUACGACGAACUCCGCAGACACCCCAUCCGCAACAACCACACCGGUACUCACAUUCUCAACUUCGCUCUCCGCGCAGUUCUCGGCGAUGACAUCAACCAAAAGGGUUCGCUCGUCGCUCCUGAGAAGCUUCGUUUCGAUUUCAGCCACAAGGCUGCAUUGUCAGACAAGGAGCUGCAGGAAGUCGAGACCAAGAGCACAUCAUACAUUCGCCAGAACAGUCCUGUCUACUCAUUGGAAGUGCCCCUCGCUACUGCCAGAAACAUCAAGGGUGUUCGUGCCGUGUUCGGUGAGACCUACCCUGACCCCGUCCGUGUCGUCAGUGUUGGUGUGCCCGUUGAGCAGCUUCUUGAGGAUGUCCACAACCCCCAAUGGGAGAACGUCAGUGUCGAGUUCUGCGGUGGUACCCACGUUGACAAGACUGGUGAGAUCAAGGAGUUGAUCGUGCUUGAGGAGGGUGGUAUUGCAAAGGGUAUUCGCCGUAUCAUCGCCGUGACUGGACAGACUGCGCAUGAAGUGCAGAGAGUCGCCCAGGAGUUCUCGGAUGACCUCGCUCUGCUCGAGAAGAUGGAGUACAGCCCUCAGAAGGAGCAGAAGGCCAAGCAAUUGCAGGUUCAGCUCAAUCAGCUGACCAUUUCUGCUGUUACUAAGACUCAGCUCAAGGAGCGCUUCGCCAAGGUUGCCAAGCAAAAGGCAUUCCUCAAGGCCGAGAACAAGACCGUGACCGACACAAUCGCCAAGCACUUCACCGACAACCCAGAGUCGAAGCGCUUGGUUGUCCGCGUCCCCAUCUCCGCCAACUCCAAGGCCAUCAGCGAGGCCAUCAAGACCAUCAGCUCCAAGCAAAAGGACAAGACAAUCUACCUUAUCGCCGCCGAUGAGAAGGAUGGCAAGGUCGUCCACGGCUGCCACGUUUCCGCAGAGGCAAAGGAGAAGGGUGCCGAUGCACCUGCCUGGGCCAGCGAGAUUGCUGGCGUGCUCGGUGGAAAGGCUGGUGGUAAGGGUGCUACUUCGCUUGGACAGGGCACUCAGCCUGAGAACGCCGACCAGGCUGUCGAGCUCGCUACCAAGUACCUUGAGAAGCUCGGCUUGUAA